AGUUUUGAGUCACUUUUGCAAAAAGCCCAAUUUAGUAUGGUCAACAUAAAACAGGUAAAUUUCCUCGAAAAAUCUAAAGUUGAAGUAUGUAUGCAAGUUAUCUAAAUUUCUUAAAGACAGUAUUUCUUAAAGGGGUAGCCAGAAAUUUCUUAAAGACAGUAUUCUUUCUUGACCUAUAAAAUUUUAAUAAACCCCUGGCUAACCUUGAACUUUAAGUUUUAAAUUAUUCCAAAGAAUAUAAAAUUUGUUAUUAUAAAUUAUAACAAAGUCCAUCUGAUUAUGCCAACACUUAAACACCGAAUCACAUCAAAACAUCAAAAUUCCACAGUUAAUCGUGUUUGGGACCAUGCAUGACUUUUUAGAAGUCUUCCUUCUUUUAAUUUUCAUAAAGAACACAUAUUCUUCAUAGAACCUUAUAGUCAAACCGAAUAACUUAUGAAAAAGUCAAUGGUCUUACGUACGAAUUUAUCAACAAUAAGUAGGAAACCUAUUCACGUUAAACAACUUAAUCUCAUCCACACUUAAAACAUAUCUUAGCUAGAGAGAGAUGGCUAGACACUUAGAAGAUGUAAUGGGCAUGGCGACAACAACACAGUUCCAUGUUAGUUACCUUGUUCAUGUUGUGUUCUUGGCUCUAUUAGGCUGUUGUGUCCUCUCGGCCGUAUUACUCUCUUGCGCCGAUGGAGCUUCCGACGACAGAGCCACUUCUGGUAACACACCCGCUGCCGGAGGUUGUGGCGGAGCCGGUUGCGGCGGUGGUUGUGGAGGUUAAGAGUUCCUUCAUCUUCAUCGUGGAAACAGAUAAUAAUAGUCGAUUAUUUUUCAUAUUAUGGUUUGUGUAGUCAGCUUACGUUUUAUUGUUAUACAGCUCUCUUUCGUUGCUUUUCUCAUAAUAUAAGAAUAGACCGUAUAAAUAAAUCGUAUUAUUAAAGCAUAAAAUACUAUUUCUUGAAUUUCGAUUUGAAGUUAAAAUACAUAAUGAUAUUAAUUUGUUGCUAAACAUUGCAUCUAAUUAAGAACACAAACAAAACUGGUACUAUCUUUGUUUUUUUUCAUGAGUUGCUUUAUUUCUAAGCCAGAUCCAAAUCCUAUUUCGAAGCCUUAAUUUCAGAAGAGAUUCACAAUCCACAAAAAACAAAACAAAUAUGAAAUUACCAUCAAAUCUUAGGAUCCCACAUCCAGAAAAGUUUCUUCAUGCGUUAAUGUGAUUAGAAUCUGUAGACCGUUUGACAAAAAAAAAGAUUCUUUAGACCUAAUGAUCUUGGCUUGUAGUUUCUGCAUAAAAUCUGGAUUGGCUUGGAGUCUUUGUUUCACAUUCAAAGUCUUUGUAGAGUGUGCUUCCUCGAAAUCAGAUUCAAAGUCUUCAUCUUUCACUCUUUGAAAGGUUGCUUUGGAGUGAGUCCAUCACUUUAUCAUCUGUAUCACCGUGUUUGUCAACAAGUCUUCUCUGUAGAAGUCCCUCAACAACUCCGUGCAAAGUGUCUUUAUUUCCUUCGUUGAAGUACUUCUCUAUACGUACUUUAAGCUCUGAAACCACCAAUAUCUUGACUCAUUUCAUCGAAUAAUUAACUGAAAUUCCAAAUCUUGAAUCGGUGGAUAAUAAUAAAAAACAGUACUUU
Messenger RNA from Brassica napus (rape), 1619 nucleotides. RefSeq lists its product as uncharacterized. The transcript has a single exon. Lineage: Eukaryota; Viridiplantae; Streptophyta; Magnoliopsida; Brassicales; Brassicaceae. The record is from RefSeq and is a predicted model, not a curated record. Bases 548 to 772 code for a protein of 74 amino acids.